Molecule: messenger RNA, 981 nt
Organism: Closterium sp. Naga37s-1
Lineage: Eukaryota; Viridiplantae; Streptophyta; Zygnematophyceae; Desmidiales; Closteriaceae
Source: the annotation of a GenBank genome assembly
AUGCGAUUGACUGUCGGAAAGCGUUUCAGCUAUUCCUCGAUUCGCGGCGCGGCCGGCGUCGCGCCAAAGGCGAUUCUCGAAGGGACCCGCAGCUACUGGGACCCGCAGCGCAUAUACGCGUGCAUGCAGCGACUGACGCCGCUGCUGCAUGGAUUCUUGCGCGCAUGCAUCGAGGAGAGACGAAAGCUGCUGAAAAUCUCCAAGAAUCAAAUCGGCAUCCCUGGGGACGCGCCGCUUCCGUGUCGGACAGUAGUAGCUGCGAACGGUACUAACGGCGAAUCUGUAGCUGCGUAUUUAUGUGCGUCUGUUAGUAAUCAUCGUGGGGAUGGGUUGCGUAAGGAGGGGACGGAGCGGAAAGCACCUGAAGCUGCCCUUAUUGAUGCGUUGUUUGAGAUUGAAGGGGAGGGAGAGGAGCAGAUGGAUAACGACGAGAUGCUGAUGCUCGCGUUUGAAUUGAUGAUGGCGGGUACUGAUACCACCACGGUGACGCUGGAAUGGGCGCUUGCUGAGCUGGCGCAGCACCCCGACAUGCUGGAAAAGGUCCGUGCUGAGGUGGAUGCAGCGUAUGCCAGCGUAACACUGGGUGGUUACCACAUCCCUCCCAACACCAUGAUCCAGAUCAACGCCUGGGCCCUCGCGCACGAUCCAACGGUCUGGAUCAACCCGCACAAAUUUGACCCCUCCAGAUUUCUUGGCCCUGAUGCUCCUGACUUGACCGGGCAAAAUUUCAGCCUGCUGACCUUUGGUUCUGGCAGACGCGGAUGCCUUGGGUUAAAUUUAGCAAUUGACCUGUCUACCCGCCUGCUGGCAAACUUUGUUCACCGGUUUGACAUUGAGCUGCCCGAAGAUGUGCGGGCAGUUGGAGGAGUGGACUUCACAGAACAUUUUGCGCCGACCACAGUGCUGGCGAAGCCGCUCAGAGUGGUGUUGAGGGAGAGGAAGCGAGUGGCAGGGACAGUGGUGGCUGUUGCUGGUGCGUGA